Molecule: messenger RNA, 342 nt
Organism: Protopolystoma xenopodis
Lineage: Eukaryota; Metazoa; Platyhelminthes; Monogenea; Polystomatidea; Polystomatidae
Source: the annotation of a GenBank genome assembly
AUGAACCGUAGAGCCCUCAUUCGUCGUGGAAAGAUCACCUUAUUUGCUUUCCACGCCAUCUUAGUUAAAUUAAGGCUAACUUCAAUAUUUAUAACCUUAAAUCAUAUUUUCCUCAAUCAGUUAAAAGAUUUCGUGGCUGGUCCCUGUGAUUCGCGUUGGUUUGAUAAAUCUCUUACUCUGCUAAUCAAUGCCAGUGGUCAGGCUGCUUUGACUUUUGAGCAUUCAUGGGGUGAUGGAGUAGCUGUGCUACGCUUCUUCAACGAGGUCUAUCGUGACAGUGAGAGCAGACCUGCUAUCGGACCCGAUGACUACCCUGCAACGCAUUUGGGCAACUUGAAGUAA